UAAUUGUUCUCCUUACGUUUGCGAAUUUGGGAUCAUCACAAACUCCUUUAUCAGAACAAUUUGAAAAUUCUCUAUUAUCACCACAAUGUUUAAAUAAUUUACUAUCACUUUUUACAAAUCCAAAUGUUCUUAUUGCAAUUAAAAAUUAUUCGAAUGAUCCUAGAGGAAAUUUCCAAAAUUUAGUACCACCAUUAAUUAAUUUUGCAACAAUCAUUUGUAGCUUACCAAAAUGCAAUGACACUUUUAUUCAAAAAUCUAUUCAAAGUGUUUCUGAUGGAUGUUCAAACUCAUCAAACCAAAAAAGUGAAAUAAUACCAAUCCUUUUUCCUGGUUUAGUUUUUUAUUCUCCUUUACAUGAUUCAAUUUGUUUUAAAGACAAUAAAGCAGAAUUUUGCUGGAUUGAUUCUGCUGCAAUUAUUUAUGGAAAUUCUUUUUCUACCUCUGAUUACUCUGAUACCUUUUAUAAACCUUUUUGUACUCUAUGUAACAAGGCUAUUGUUAAUACCUUCUUUAACCUUAUUUCAACAAGUGAAAAUGCUCAAAAGUUAAUUUCUAAUAAAAGAAUGGAUAUAACAUUGAUUAAAAAAUUGAUCGCUGUAAUUUAUAGUAAUAGUUUUGUUGGAGUUUGCUAUUUACUACCACUG
Messenger RNA from Dentiscutata erythropus, 644 nucleotides. NCBI's taxonomy places the organism in Eukaryota, Fungi, Glomeromycota, Glomeromycetes, Diversisporales, Gigasporaceae. The record is from the annotation of a GenBank genome assembly.